Molecule: messenger RNA, 2351 nt
Organism: Hyposmocoma kahamanoa
Lineage: Eukaryota; Metazoa; Arthropoda; Insecta; Lepidoptera; Cosmopterigidae
Gene: Zip99C
Product: zinc transporter ZIP13 homolog
Exons: 8
Coding region: 432-1628 (398 amino acids)
Biological process (GO): intracellular zinc ion homeostasis; zinc ion transmembrane transport
Cellular component (GO): membrane
Molecular function (GO): zinc ion transmembrane transporter activity
Source: RefSeq, a predicted model, not a curated record
CUCACUCAUUCAUUGUUUUGCUUUUGGUCGUUUGAACGCGCUUCGAUGCUUGUUUAAACUUUAUUCAUUUUAAUUGCGUAAAUACACAAAAUCGUGAAGUAAAAAAUGAAAAAGUGCUACCGUCUAGUUCCAUUAAUCAUUUUCAUUUCAAGUGUGGAGUGAUGAUAAGCGCUUCAAUUGACAGAUACUCAUGUUGUGCUGAUAAUUUCGUCUGAACUGCAUUAAUAUCACGGAAAUAAUACGACAUCUCAGUGCUGAUUAUUGAAUUAGUUCGCUGCGCGGGAUGCUCCAUAGCAGUCGAAUUAUAAAUUUCGUGGAAAUGGGCCGGGUAGUACCGCUACGUUAAAACAACUGCACUAAAAUAAAAAGACUGAGUGUAAGUAAUAGUUCGUGAUUCUAAUUUUAAAAACACGAAAAUAAAUUUGUUGAGAAUGGAGACCGUGGGAAGUUCAGUUUUGGCGGGAUAUUUUCCGGAUUAUUUAGUAAAUUUUAUGGACGAAUUGGAUGAGCAUCCUUGGUUGUUUGCCGCUCUAGCAUCAGUACUUGUCGGCCUCAGCGGUAUUCUGCCGCUUCUCAUCAUUCCGAUCGACGAAACAGCUACCUUCAAAGACGGAUCGGGAGCGGCGACAUUGCGGGUACUGCUAAGCUUUGCAGUGGGCGGUCUGUUAGGAGACGUCUUCUUGCAUCUGUUGCCUGAGGCCUGGUCUCACGAUCUCGCCGCCACUAAAGAAGGUGAACACGUCUCACUAAAAUGCGGUCUUUGGUGCCUCUUCGGAAUGCUAGUCUUUAUAAUAGUAGAAAAAUUAUUCGCCGCCUCAGAGGAAAAUGAAGAAAACGAAAGUGAAAUAGUCCCAGCACAAAAUGGCGCCAUAAACCAAAUAGAAAUAGAAGAGAUUGAAAAACUUCUAGAAGUCGAGAGAAAGAACCGAGGAAAUGAUACGGGCACGGGUCUUUGCGGUGGCAAUGGUAGUGUCACGGCCAAGCAGUUGUAUGACACGUGUGUCUUCAAUAACAAUACUAAAGGCGAAGGCGCAUGUUGUAACAGUAUUGCGACGAACGGUGCUGUGAAGUCAUGCAAGAGCAACCGCUGGAUGGGGCGAUGCCUUCUUAGGGAGGCCAAGGAGAAGGCGCUCAAGUACAGCAAGGAGAAGCACGAUAGGCACGACAAGAAAGACGUAGCAGGCUACCUGAACCUGAUGGCGAACUCGAUCGACAACUUUACGCACGGCCUCGCAGUGGGCGGAUCUUUCUUGGUUGGAUUUAGGGUUGGUCUGCUCACCACAUUCGCUAUACUCGUACAUGAAAUACCUCAUGAGGUGGGCGAUUUUGCUAUAUUGCUGAAAAGUGGAUUCUCUCGGUGGGAGGCGGCAAAGGCACAAAUGGCGACAGCGUCAGCAGGUCUGAUCGGCGCCAUGACGGCUGUCAUAUUCAGUGGGGCGAGAAAUGCUAUUGAAGCGAAAACUUCCUGGAUAGUGCCAUUCACGGCUGGCGGCUUCCUGCAUAUUGCUUUAGUGACCGUGCUACCAGACCUACUCAGAGAAGAAGACAACUGUCAAUCCUUAAAACACUUAGCUGCUCUCAUUGCCGGCAUAGUUGUCAUGGCUCUACUUACACAUUAUUGUGGCUAAACAAAAUGUGUACUAGUAAAAAUGUGUAAAGUAUAACUUCUAAAGUGAACUUUCAUUCAAGUGCUAUAAUGAACUCUAGUGACACUAUCUGUAUUGUAUUACUUUACCUACUCAUAUCACUGGUACAGUCGUCAACGCUCCACUAAUAACACGUAAGUCAUAGAAAUUUUAAAAAAUGUGUGUAAUUUUAAAGAGGAUCUUUGAGUGCUAUUGUGACAUUACUACGAGAAGAACAUACCUGGAUAUCCUUAAAAUAUUUUGUUAACUGGUGUCACGCCUCCACUUUACUUGUGAUUAAAAAGUAUGUUAAGGUAUAAUAUGAACUCGCCUUUUCGUGCCAAAUUAGACCAAAGUGGCAUUAUCAACCUACCUAAAUCUUAAAGCUUACAAAUCGAACUAGAUAUAGUUUUAAGUUACUUAAAAUAACGUGAACAUGCUAAAUGGGACAGAUAGCUGCAAUCUACGAACUUUUUUCGCGGUUAUUUACUCGCAACUUCGAAUUGCUCUAAUAGUAUAUAAUAUUGUGUAUAAACAUUGUUAAAAUCUAAAGUGAACUUGCUUUUAUGUACUGGAUGCUAGUGUUUAAAUGAUAAAGUGUUAUAUUGUAGCUGUAAAUUUAUUGUGUAAAUAGAAAAAAACUACAAAUUAAUUAUAACUAUAUGUACAUAUAAUAUUAUUCCUUGUUAUUCCUUCAGAUUCGAUGGGAUUAUUGUCAAUGAGAUU